This is a messenger RNA of Eruca vesicaria subsp. sativa (arugula), 698 nucleotides long. The record is from the annotation of a GenBank genome assembly. Lineage: Eukaryota; Viridiplantae; Streptophyta; Magnoliopsida; Brassicales; Brassicaceae.
GAUGAAGACAGUGUUGAGCUUUACGCUGAGAAGGUUGCCAACAGAUAUCAAGCUUUGAUAGAAAAUCACAGAACUCUUCUUGACAUUCUUAAGAUUACUCAGCUUCUGGACACAUAAGCUUACGUUCAAUGAAACCAUGAAGAGUACGAUGGCGAAGACCCUAUCUUUCCAUGGAUCCAGUGUAUAAAAUGGAUACAAGAGGCGUUUCUACCAGGUGGAGAGUGUUCGGGGCUGCGGAGCAUUGUGCUGAUGCGAAAGUGAUUUACAAGUUUCUGGAGGUUAAUGAGAUUGGAAAGACACAUGCUUUGUUUUACAUAGCUUAUGCUAUGCACAUGGAUUUUAAAAAUGCAAAGCCUGUUGAGAAGUUUAAUGACGCUUACAAGAAGUUCAUGGUGAGAACUAUGAGAAGAUCCAAAACAGCUGAUGAAGUUUUUGCUAUGCAUUACUCAUGGACUACUGAGGCUUGUACAAGGCGAGCUUUGGCAAAUGUCUCAGCUCUACUUCGUCCUGGAGGCGUCUUUAUAGGAACAAUGCCUGAUUCCAAUGUUAUUAUCGAAAAACUCCGUGAAGCUGAAGGUUUGGAGAUUGGUAAUAGUGUAUACUGGAUUCGUUUUGGUGAAGAGCAUUCCCAAAAGCUUGAUACUUGUUUCGUUACUUCAGUACCAAAAGGAGACAAUUUCCUCUUUUUCCUAUUCUGA